Molecule: messenger RNA, 1230 nt
Organism: Coccinella septempunctata (seven-spotted ladybird)
Lineage: Eukaryota; Metazoa; Arthropoda; Insecta; Coleoptera; Coccinellidae
Product: nudix hydrolase 8
Exons: 5
Coding region: 226-1128 (300 amino acids)
Molecular function (GO): ADP-ribose diphosphatase activity; NAD binding; NADH pyrophosphatase activity
Source: RefSeq, a predicted model, not a curated record
AUAACAUCAGCAUUAAAUAAUAAUAAAUAUUAAAAGUUCUGAAAGACUGAUUAACAUGUUAUUUCAACCUACUCUCCUAACUUUCAACUCUUAUGCAUUCAAAUCUUCAAAUAAAAAUCAACCAUAACCUUUCAAAACUAGAUUUUUGAACUUUGUAUUUUUAGACCUUCAGUUUUCCGUAUUACAAAUUGCGAGUAUUGGUUCAUCAAUACAUUAAAAUCGAAUAUGUUCUUGAAAACAUUAGUAGGCCAAACUAUCUUAGAAAUAUCCAAAAGAUCUCAACAGAAGUAUAUCAGAACAUUAAGUCAAUGUAUCCAACGAAAUAUGGCAUCCAAGUUAUUCUCUGGUGAAGCAGACAGGUUUCGUGGGAUUACUGUUCAUUCAAAUGUAGAACUUUGUGAAUCCUCUGAUUUAGCAAAAAAACUAGAAGAAUCCCUUGAUUACUGGAGGGAAAAUAAUAAAAGGACAAUUUGGUUCAAAGUUUACUUGGAACAAUCUGACUGGGUACCUCAUCUAGCAAAGAAAGGCUUCAAGUACCACCAUGCUAAAGAAGACUAUGUUAUGAUGUAUUUAUGGCUGCCAAUUGAUGAAUCAAACAAUAUUCCUGCAUAUGCCCAUACAUUAGUUGGUGUGGGAGGCAUAGUUGUGAAUGACAAGUCUCAAAUUUUAGUAGUCAGAGAAAAAUAUGCAACAAGAGUGUUCUGGAAACUGCCAGGAGGAUAUGCAGAGCCUGGUGAAAAUCUGGUUGACACAGCCAUCAGGGAAGUAAGGGAAGAAACAAACAUCACGACAGAAUUUCAAAGUGUUAUCGCAUUCAGACACACUCAUGGAAGAGUUUAUAACUGUUCGGAUAUAUAUGUGGUUGUCAGUUUGAGGCCAACCUCUAAUGAUAUCCAGAAGAGUAACCAAGAAAUAUCAGAAUGUCUGUGGAUGGACAUUCAAGAGUACCUGAAUCAUCCCGAAAUUCAUUCACUUAAUAAACAGCUAGUUCAAAAAUACCUGGAGUAUAAGGAAAAGAAUAUAAGAAUAAGUUGUGAGAGUGGUGUCCAUCAAGUGUUAAAAGUUCCUUAUACAUUUUAUUCUGUUGAAGAAGAUGGAGAUGUUGCAAAAGAAGAAAUCAAAAGUUGACCAUAGGAAUUCAUUAGCAAAUAUUGUGCUAGAUAGGUGUGGGAUAAAGUGAAGGGUCACUAUCAUAAGAGAAAUAUUUUUAAUAAAAUUUUAUCAAACAGA